CAUAUGAAUUUAUUCCCCCUGAAGACUACAUACCCCAGCGUGCUUUACGAGAUGCUCGAUGGUGGUAGUGGUGCUCCUGUCAUGACGUCCGCCCGGGGGUUAUUGGUGGCACUAUGACAAUGUGGAUCUGGUAGGUCAUGUUAUGGUGGAUUAGGCACAAAGUCCAAUAAUGAUAUUCCGUGUAAUGUACACUAUUCAAGUGACCAAAGGAGAUGGAAGGGCCAUUCCCAGGGUUAAGGGAUCUACACAAGAAAUUACUGCAAGCUGCCCCCCUACAUGAAGAUGUGCAAGUUUCUGCAGCUCUUCUAAUGCCGUGCUUUUCAAGACAAGCAUGUGGGAACCCAGUGAUCCCUGAAAAUGUUGGCACAGUGACUAAUCCAUGCUUGGGCAAUGUGUCCACCACGUGGGUCCCCCGGGAUGUUUCCUUACUUCAGCUGUCUCUUAUUCAGAUCCUCAUCAUCAAAGCUGAGAACCUCUGCACUGAGCCGCAAGUCAGAUGUCAGUAUUCCAAGGUGGUGGAACUUCUUCUACAAAAUGGAGUUGACACAACAAUAAUUGGAUUGUUAAACACUUCAGAUAAGGUGCUAUCACACAUCUCCUCCAAGUGCCUCUCUUAUAUGGUGCUAUAUCAACUUAAAUUCCAGAAUGAGGUGAAUGCUCAUUGGCUUCAGUUCUGUCUGAAUACCUUGGGUGAAGAUCCAGCAUCGCACACACUGACGCCAUGUCUAAUGUCUAUGAUAUCUGUUUACAAAGGAAUUCUUUUAGAUGAGAGGAUCAGAAAGGCAGAUUAUCUGCUGCAGAUUUUGGUGGCUCUGGAAGACGUAUUUAAAGGGUUCUGCUCCAGCUCUAUCUCUCGCCUGUCAGUAACGGAGUGCCAGGCUCCUCUGCCCGAUGCGGCGUCCAGCAGUCAUCUCUCCUGCCUCUUGGAUCUAUUAGAAGUCUUGGUUGCCUUAAGGAUAGAGCUGAAACUAAACGUCUCCCUCUGCAAACAUGUUUUAUCUGGGAUUCUUCCUCAGGUCCUGAACCUUAUGUCCUCUUCUGUUCCUUACUUUGUUAAGAAGCAGGUCAUCCUGGUGCUAAAACGAUGUCUGCUGUAUAAAGCAGGGGAAGAUUUCCUGCCUUCUCCUCCCAGUUCAUACAACCAGCAAGGGCCAGCAUUGGAUGAGGAGCUAGCGGUCCUGGCUACUACUCUACUGAAUGCGGUCCACCAUGGCUGGCUCUCGCAAGUGCCUUCAAGUGACCGAUCAAGCAGCUUCGGCGGGGCCAACGAAGGCUCGGAGCGUGGUCCUGACCUGGUGAUCCUGGGAGCAGCCAGUCUUUCUGUUCUUAAAGCCCUGGAGAUUCAGUUCCAUAAAAAAAUUCACAGCAGCAUUGGCCAAGGUUAUACUGAAUUCUCUGAAAUGUCCCCCUGUAUGUCUCGCUUGCUAAAUUUCCUAAAACAGCAUCUUGGAUGGAAGGAGCCGGUGCACUUCUGUGAAUGGGUGUCCCUCACCUUUAUAGAGCAGGAUGAUGAUAUGUUGGAGGUAGCAAAGACUUUGCUUCAGAUGUACCUACACAGUCCCAGUCUACACUCGACAACUAGCGAAGAUGAGAAAGACAUUUGGAAGUUGCCAUCUCAUGAGUGCGGGAUCAACCCACAUUGCGUCUUCUUGUUCCUGUUAAAGAAUGUAACGUUUGAUGCGUCGGUCCUCCUGGACUUCCUGAUCUCCUCGGAGACCUGCUUUCUGGAGUACUUUGUCAGGUAUUUGAAGCUUCUGAAGGAAGACUGGCCUCAGUUUUGCUCGACCUGCACCUUUCUUGACAGGUCAGUCUCUCUGCAGUUACCUGCCAUGGCCCGUGUCUCUGUCCGUCCUGUGCAGACAGCGAGCGUGUCACAUGCACAAGAAUCUAUUUGGAGCCCACAUGAGGAAACCUCUACUGCGCUCCGUCCAAAGAAUAAGCCGUCGCCACGUUCUCGCCAAUCUGACUCGGAAAGCUCAUCCUCUUUAGGGGCUCUUCAACGCCUCGUAGAAUAUGACAGCUCUGAAGAUUCUGAAUCAGAAAUGUCGGGCAGCGAACCAUGUCUGGUUCUCUCACACCAUGCAAGGGUUGACAGAUCAGAUAUAGAUACACACAUGAAGAACCUGGAGUUGACAGCAAUGCGUUCGGUAUUCCACACUACAUCAGCAGGAAUGCAAGUGGCAGCCGCUACAUACCAGGCUGUGGGCAUCCAGCAGAAAUCGGUCCAGUGCCUGUCCGAUCUUCAGAAAGCCAUUAACAGGCUCCAUAAAAAGAAGCUGUUUCCGUAUAACCCAUCUGCUUUACUAAAGCUACUCGGCCAUGUGUGUGUACUAAGCAAAGAAUAAAGCUCUGGAAUAAUAAAAAAAAAAACUGUGUAUGGUGUCAAAGUAUAAUAAAGCAACUUACUAAUGUUAUUAGCCAUAGUGAUCUGUUUACCUUCACAUCACAGGCUGUGAAUGCAAAGAGCUCCCGUCCCUGCUCCUCCUCCCCCUCCUGUCAGCUGAAGACCAGACCAUUGAUGUGAAGAGGGGAAGCUCAUUACUGCUCAUUAGAUUUUAGGGCAGCAGAAGUCCUUUCUCAGAUGGGACAGCAGGGAGCUUAUUCUAAUGGAAACUGUGACUGAAAAAAGGCUUCCUGCUGUCAUAAAAUCUAAUGAGCAAUAAUACGAGCUCCCUUCUUCACAUCAAUGGUCUUUCCUGAGCAGACAGAAGGGAAGGAGAAAGCCAGAACAAAGUUCUGGAUUUGAUAUGGAGCGAUCUCUGCACUAUUUUGACACCAUACACAGGUUUUUUUUUUUUGUUUUUUUUUCCCCGCUGGACAACCCCUUUAAGUGCAUGUAAUCUGGAACCACUAUACCAUGAAUGAAGCCAGAAGCACAUUCCCUAAAGAAACUUUUUUUUUUUUUUUCCUUCCCAUAUUCCCUCUGCUUAGAACCAUUCUACAUGUAUGUAAAAUAGGCAGAACAGAAAAGUCCAUACUUAGGCUGCAUUCCCAUUACAUUUGAGGCAUAUGGCAUCUGGAUCCAGUGAGAUAAUUUGGAAAUAUACCGUACCCAAUUCAUUUCAUGGAGCCCGACUGAGUCAGCUUGUGACUCCGAUCGGGUCAUUUAUGGGCCGUAACCGUUUCUGUUUCCAAACUGAAAAUGCAGCAAACAGAGGAUUUUAGUCUGAAAUAAAACUAUACGAUCUAAUAAUUACCAGACCGGAAUAAGCUAGUGAAAUUAAUGGAGUACGGCAAAGGCCUGCCGGUUUUCAAAUUCUCCCGCUGGCUGCUGUAUGCCCAAAUGUGAUGUUAAUGCAGUAGGGCUGCAACGAUCAAUCGAUGUAAUCGAUUAAAAUCGAUAACGGGAUUCGUUGUCGACGAAUCCAGCUAUCGAAUAAUCGCCCGAUUUGUUGUCUGCAGUCAGUGGCGACAGUGAAUGAAUGAAUGAAGCAGACAUGUCCCGCAUAUAGGCUACAUUCAUUCGUUUAUUCACCGCCGCCCGACAUGUCCCCGCCGCUGCCCUGCUCCUAGUGCAAUCAGCGCAGCGCCGGGACGUGCUGCUCAUCUCCGUCGAGUACAGAGAUGAGCAGCAGAAAAUAGGCCUGUCCCGGCAGGGCGCUAGGAGCAAGG
Hyla sarda is the source of this 3612-nucleotide messenger RNA. RefSeq names its product lines homolog 1 (gene LINS1). Lineage: Eukaryota; Metazoa; Chordata; Amphibia; Anura; Hylidae. The transcript has 8 exons. Bases 213 to 2345 code for a protein of 710 amino acids. The record is from RefSeq and is a predicted model, not a curated record.